AUGCCUGGCAGAGGCUUCCCGUUAGACGCGGUAACGUCCGACUUUCACCUCUCCUCCUACGCCCUCGGGUACAACCCACGGCUACGCCUCCCACAGCCGCCCGACUCGCCGCCCAUCCGCCGACGCCCUCGCAGAACCCACGGCGGCCCUCGCGACGACAUUGUGACGCUUCUGCAUGAGAUCAUGACGACGCCCGAGCAUAGCGGCUUCGAGGCGCUGAGCGACGACGACGACGACCUGGUCGAGAUUGUCUCGGCGCGACCCAGCAGGCCUGCCAGCGCCGUCCCUCCGCCACCCCCCAUUCUUCCACAGCCUGGUGGCAGUCGACCGUCCUCGACAGGCGCUAUGCAUAGAGGACAGCAUGCAGGAUCGCGCCCGCCUCCCCAGGAAGCCGUUAUUGAUCUCACAGAGGAGCCCGACUCGCCGGUCGAGGUGCGAGCAGCUCCGCGGACCAGUAAUGCGACUGGGGAGACACCGGCGGCACGGCUCCCACCGAUUCGCACGCACCGCCAUCCUCGCCGCACAAAUUCGCAGCGUCUCACGCCACCGCGUCUCUCCCGCAGCGAAAGCAUCAUGCUCGCGUCGGAACCCAGCUUCAUCGAUCUCACCGGCGACGACGAUACCACGAACGGCCAUCACACAAACUCCAACAACGAGCCGCCCCGUCGCAGCAACCGCAACCACCAGCGUCCCAUCAUACCGCCGCAUCCCGACAGCAGCACGGUCGGCGGUGGCAAUGACCACCUUGUGGACUUUGAGUUUCUGAACCCGCGACACGCCAUCCGUUAUGGAUUCGCAUCGUCCUUUGCCAGGGGUUUCGGCCGUACACUUGCUGAUAUUCUCAGCGCCGACUUCCUCACCAGUCAGACCCAGCCGUCUCUGCCGCUGCCCGCAGGACUGCCUGCGCGCCUGUAUGCUCAAAGACACCCGCGACAGCCUAGUCCUCCGCGGGAAAUGCCGCCGCUACCCCCGACCACAUCGGGCUUCACAAGGGACACGGUGGUCGAGCCUAGCGCGGAUACGGACGAGCGCGUUGCCGUCUGCCCGUCCUGUAACGAGGAGCUCGCCUACGAUCCUGCUGGAGGCGCCGCGGUGCAGACCACAGCCACUGGGGCUAAGAAGCGCAAGCGUGCCGCGGGCGACCAUCACUUUUGGGCCGUCAAGAAGUGCGGACAUGUCUACUGCGCGGAAUGCUUUGAAAAUCGCCGACCGACGAAGGCCAACCCCGACGGCGUGGGCUUCGCCGGUCCGCCAGGGAAGCUGCCGCAGCAAGCACCGCACGAUUUGCGCUGCGCGGUGGAAGGCUGCGACUCCAAGGUGGCGAAUAAGACGGAGUGGGUGGGAAUCUUUUUGUAG
This is a messenger RNA of Akanthomyces muscarius, 1356 nucleotides long. RefSeq lists its product as uncharacterized. The coding region runs from base 1 to 1356 and encodes 451 amino acids. The record is from RefSeq and is a predicted model, not a curated record. Gene Ontology annotation, cellular component: SUMO-targeted ubiquitin ligase complex. NCBI's taxonomy places the organism in Eukaryota, Fungi, Ascomycota, Sordariomycetes, Hypocreales, Cordycipitaceae. Gene Ontology annotation, molecular function: ubiquitin-protein transferase activity. The transcript is spliced from 2 exons.